This is a messenger RNA of Boeremia exigua, 540 nucleotides long. Its product is annotated as AhpC/TSA family protein. Gene Ontology annotation, cellular component: peroxisome; cytosol; cytoplasm. Bases 1 to 540 code for a protein of 179 amino acids. The transcript has 5 exons. Gene Ontology annotation, molecular function: thioredoxin peroxidase activity. Gene Ontology annotation, biological process: cell redox homeostasis; hydrogen peroxide catabolic process; cellular response to oxidative stress. Lineage: Eukaryota; Fungi; Ascomycota; Dothideomycetes; Pleosporales; Didymellaceae. The record is from RefSeq and is a predicted model, not a curated record.
AUGUUCGCUGCCCGACAAUUGUCUCUAGUGCGUCCCGUCGCCGGCCGCCGCCUUUUCCAUGCAACGGCCCCUGCUUUUGUCAAGGUGGGAGACAAGCUUCCCAAUGUCGAGUUGAUGGAAAAUUCGCCUGGCAACAAGGUCAACCUCGCCGACGAGCUGAAAACCGGUAAAGGUCUCGUCAUUGGAGUUCCAGCCGCGUACUCGCCUGCCUGCUCAGAGACCCAUAUUCCCGGGUACAUCAACUCUGCUAAACUCAAAGAUGCUGGCAAGGUCUUUGUUGUUUCUGUCAACGACAGCUUUGUCAUGAAGGCAUGGGGAAAGACGCUGGACCCAACGGGUUCGAGCGGUAUUCGAUUUCUCGCAGACCCCAGCCUGGCCUUUACCAAGGGUCUUGACCUUUCCUUUGAUGCUGCAUCCAUCUUUGGCGGUGACCGCUCCAAGCGUUAUGCCCUUGUCAUCGAAAACGGUGCUGUCAAGGAGGCGCACGUUGAGCCUGAUAACACUGGUUUGAACGUCUCCGCUGUAGACAAGGUCUUGUGA